AUGCCCCUUGCAGGGACUCCUGCUCCUGUUAAAAGAAAAAAGCCCACUAAACUCAUUGUGAAGCUGACAGAUGAAGUCAUGCCACAAGAGGUGUCCAAGCUGAACCUGGGGAAGAAGAUCAGCAUCCCCAGAGAUGUGAUGCUAGAAGAGCUUUCCCUCCUCACUAACAAAGGAUCCAAGAUGUUCAAAUUACGUCAACUGAGGGUGGAGAAGUUCAUUUAUGAGAAUAACCCUGAUGCCUUCACUGACAGUUCUGUGGAUCACUUUCAGAAGUUCAUUCCACCAGGAGGGCAUUAUGGGGAAGAUGCUCAUGGCUAUGUCCAUGGGCGGAUGGUAGGAGGAGUGACUGCUGGGCAGCAUGGCUCCAGUAAGCAGCAGUAUCCUGCUGGUUCUCCUAGGCCUGGAAGCAAAGGAGGCUCUGGGGACUGCGAAGGGGAGUGUGUUGGGGGAUCGGCUGGAAGUGGUGGAAAAGGAGGUGAUGGUACUGAAAAAGAUGGAAAGUCAGGAGGCAAGAAAGUCACUAUAUUUAAAACUUACAUCUCCCCGUGGGAACGAGCAAUGGGUAUCAGCCCUGAGGACAAAAGUCACUUCACCAUUGACUUACUGUCAUAUAGUCCCAAAGGUGAUUUCCCCCAUUACAAGUCAUUUAACCGGACUGCAAUGCCUUACGGGGGUUAUGAGAAAGCAGCCAAACGGAUGACCUUCAAAGUGCCUCAAUUUGAUAUUUGCCCUUUGAUUCCAGAAUCUCUCAUGAUAUAUAAUCAAAAUUUCAGUAAAAGACCCUCCUUCAACAGAACUCCAAUACCUUGGAUGUCUUCAGGAGACUCCUCUGAGUACCAUAUUGAUGUCAAUGUUCCAAGAAGUGGUGAAACAGAAGAGCUGUAAAUUCCUAUCUCCAAAGCCUUCCUUUUUUUUCUCAGCCCCUUUUAUUUGCAAGUUGAUAGUAAGGACCUGAA
Molecule: messenger RNA, 956 nt
Organism: Pogoniulus pusillus (Red-fronted tinkerbird)
Lineage: Eukaryota; Metazoa; Chordata; Aves; Piciformes; Lybiidae
Gene: MYOZ1
Product: myozenin 1
Exons: 5
Coding region: 1-885 (294 amino acids)
Cellular component (GO): actin cytoskeleton; Z disc
Molecular function (GO): FATZ binding; telethonin binding; actin binding
Source: RefSeq, a predicted model, not a curated record